GUGCAAUCGAUGAACACAUCCGUCAUCCGCCGCCAUUUGCGAAAGGCUGAUCGCUGCUCGGCAGCGCGAGUGUCAUCGGUUUGACUAUGUCGAGUGUAUAAAUUGUUAUUUUCGAUUAAACUGUGAACUCAGUGCGAGAUUAUAAUCAGUUAAAAUGAUUGUGAGGUUUUUGAGCGUUUUGUGCCUCGGAGUUUUGGUGACUUCGGUGUACGGCGCUGAGGGAAACAACGACAAUGAAGACAUUCCAUACUUGGAGCUGGCAGAGCCGGAGGAGGGCUACCAUGGACUGAUCAAGGAGAACGAGACCCUGGUAGAGGUGACUCCUGCCAUCCGAGCGAGAGGGCCGCUCUGCUCCUUCCUCAUACUGAACAACAAGCACCAUGGGGAAGCUCCAUUCGAGAUAAUGGUGAUAGAUGAGAACGAGGCCCGGCUGCGCGUGCGCUACCCGCUCAACUGCGAGAAGCGCCGCAACUACAAGUUUGAUAUCGCCGCCGUAGGAUGCGACGGCUCUUACUCAAACACGGUACCAGUUCACAUAACAGUGACGGAUGUGAACGAAUUCGCCCCGGUGUUCAGUCAGGCAGCCUACGUGAAGUCAGUGGACGAAGGUCGCAUCUACGAUGAGAUCCUGCGAGUGGAGGCCAUUGAUAGAGACUGCACGCCGCGGUACGGGGACGUCUGCAAGUAUGAGAUCCUCACCGACCGCAGCCAGCCGUUCACUAUCGACAACGAAGGUGUGAUCCGCAACACUGAAGCCCUGGACUACGAGAAGUCGCACAACCACAUCCUGUCGGUGGUGGCGUACGACUGCGGCAUGAUGCAGUCAGCGCCUGUCAUGGUCACCAUCAAGGUCAACAAACCCUGCAGGGCUGGAUGGAAGGGAGUGGCGGAGCGCGUAGACUACGCCCCGGGCUCGGGUCCCCUAGCCCUGUUCCCGGCGGCUCGGCUGGAGACGUGUCAGUCGGACGAGCGCUGCCCCGGCGUGACGCGCAUACAGGCCGCCGUGUCGCUGCAGGCCUCGCGCGCCGGCAGCGGCUGCGACCGGGACACGUACUCGCUGCACUCACAGCGGACUAUUUGCGGUCUUGACCCGAAAACGAUCGACCUCCUGCCUAGCCCCGGAGUAGGAAACGAAUGGGCGAAAUCCCUGAAACCAGACUCAGGUCGUGACGGCGAGCAGAUGUUCGAGUUCGACGGCGAGACGACGGCGGCCGUGGUGCCGGAGUCAGUGCUGCCCCACGCCCUGCUGGGCACCUUCAGUAUAUCCACCUGGAUGAGGCACGCACCGCCGCCUGACAACGACAAACAUCGCAAGGAACACGUGCUGUGUCUCGCUGAUGAUCAUAAAAUGAACCGGCACCACUACGCUCUGUUCGUCCGCAACUGUCGCCUGAUCCUACUGCUGCGCCGUGACUUCGGCGAGGGAGACCUCAAUAUAUUCCGACCUGCAGAGUGGAGGUGGAAGCUACCUGAGGUAUGCGACAACGAGUGGCAUCACUACGCGGUGAACGUGCGCUUCCCGAACGUGGAGCUGUUCGUGGACGGAGAGCCCUACCGCGCACCCGACGCCAAGGGGCCGGAGGUCAUCGACGACUGGCCGCUGCAUCCGGCGCAUGGAGUCAACACUACGCUGGUUAUUGGAGCUUGCUGGCAAGGCACGGAGAGCGACAUGAAGCACCACCUGCGCGGCUGGCUGGCGGGGCUGGGCGUGGCGCGCGGCGCCGUGCAGCCCGCGCGCGCGCUCGCCUGCCUCGCGCACUGCCGCGAGGGACUCAGUCUGGCGCCAGACCUCUACCUGAAGUCGGUGUCAGUGGAGGGUGACGGCGUGGCGGACGUGGAGACGUUGCUCCGCCGCGUGGCGUACGGGGACGCGCGCGCCUUCCCCACGCCCGGCCGCAGGAACGUACAUGUCGCUACUACCAUCACCUGCGACAACGGCCGCAUGAUCAAGGCCCGGCCCGCCGAGUCGUACAUAAUGGUGCUGGCCCCGCAGACCCCGUCCAUCCUGCUGAACGGCAGCGAGGACCUGGCCAGGGACUACACACACUUCCGCACUGGACUCACUGUCUUCCCAGACCUCGCAGUCAGGGUCUUGUCUGGAGGAAAUGGACACGCUAUGGCUGAAGACAGCCAGAAGCUGGACUCGUGCGUAGUAUCAGUAUACCCGGCACUGAACCCGGACCACGAGGCACUGUCCCUGCGCGACGUGGCGGAGUUACCGCUGCGGUACGACAUCCGCGCGGCAGUCACGCGGGACGGAGUCAUACUCACCGGCGCCGACACUGUACAGAACUACCAGAAGGUCCUCCGCGACAUAAUCUACAGCAACAAGAAGCCUGCCUACUACCUCAACCGCGUGUUCAAGCUCACGUGCUCCGAGCUCAAUGGACGCUUCACCAGCAACGAGUACGUGCAGACGUUGACAGUGGUGCACCCCCACAUGUCUGGAGCCAGUGAGGCCGGCCUGGCGCGGGAGAUGCAUCCCAGCGGCAUGGCAGACAAGAUGGACGCCGUCGCACGUGACAAACAGUCGGAGCACGCGCACCGCGGCGCGCACGCGCUGUCCCCGCGCGUGUACGCGGCGCACGCGCAGCGCGAGGCGCACGCCGCCGACCUGCCCGCGCCACGACUCAUCGACCUGCGGGACCACCAGCCCACCAACCACGUGGCGCUGCUGAUAGGCGUGGUGUCGAUGGGCGUGCUGGUGGUGGUGGGCGGCGUGGCGCUGGCCCGCGCCCGCGCCUCCCGCGCGCGCCCCCGCGCCCCGCGCGCCCCCCGCGCCCCCGCCGCGCUGCACGCGCUGCGCCCCCGCGGGGACGCGGAGAUGGCCUGGGAUGACUCCGCACUCACCAUCACUGUCAACCCCAUGGAAGAGUCGGUCCCGUCGUGCGGCACGCACGCGGGCGCGGACAGCUCGGACGGGGAGUCGUGCUCCGACUCCGACUCCGAACACCACGACUCCUCCGAUGACGACGACGAAGUGAUGCCAGGCAAGGAGCACAAGUACAGAAACAUCAGCCAACUGGAGUGGGACAACAGCACGAUGUAAUGCGCACGCGCACCUCGCGCACUACUUCAUCUGCGGGGUUUCCAUACACGACACUCGUACAAACAUACUUCGCAACAAAGUAAUAAACACUCUAGACACAUCUAAAUAGAGCUGCGUUUACAAUAAAAGUACAUAAAUGUUCAGAAGUGUAUUUGUACCUACUUUUUAUUUUGUUUGCAAUUCAUUGCGCUCGUCCGACCGUCAUAUCAACAGCAAUGCCUUGUAUACAGCGCAAUGUUUUGUGAAGUUUCUUUUUCUGUCUCUAAGAUGUAUUCUAUGAUGAACAAAACCAAUUUUUCUGAAGAAACAGAGAAUUAAAAAAGAUGAAUAAUUAACUUGCAACUAGAUAAACCCGAGUCUUCAAUCAAAUUGUUUUUGUCGUCGUAUUCCUAAAGUAAGAUAUAUUAUGGCAGCUUUCGUCUACGAUAUAUUCUUGUGAAUAUACUAAGGCAGUCGUAGUCGAAGUACGCCGGACGUACUUAAUGUAUAGCCCAGUAUGGGACAUUAUCUAUAUUACUUUUCUAUUUUCUUCGUGUAUAGAAACAUCGCAACUCGAAACAAAGCGAGAUAUUCAGUACAUUUCGGAAACGGAAUUGAUUUCAAACCCGCGUCAGUCGGUUAUCGUACCUACGUAGUUAUAUGGAAGCUUUCAGCACAAACACACGCGUGGCACAAGACUUCGUAUGUCGUCGCGAGCCGUGCACGGGACGGACACGACACGACACGACAUUUACUGGCACGAGAAUGACAGCUGCACAAUUUGAGAUUAUUUUUUACAUUUAUUGAGAUUAUUGGAACACGAAAAUCUAGCUGAACGACUCGAAUAUUCAAUGUGACAACCGCAGAUUUUCCCCAGCUGUCAAUCACCUGUCAGUAAGUAACGUGUGACGUCACUGGCUGCGCGUGAGUCGCUCCCUGACAUCGCUCGCGACGUCAUACAUUUUAUUUGUAGUCUAUUCUAAGGUCUUUAAAAAAUGAUCAUAUCAAAUUUAUACGUAAAACGAAAUAUUAUUUUGUCUCCUCGCUUGCUUUCGUAGAAGGAAAUAUGUCGUUGUUCUAAAUAUAGAGCUCUUACACUUUUUCUAUUCGUUUCUACACUUAAGACAAAUGAAAAAAACCUGUAUGUAUUAAAUCGUAGUCGUUGUAAUUUCGUAUGGAAUCGGUCAUAAGAGGAUAAUUAGUAUGUAAGCGUCAGAUACUAUGUUGUAUAUUAUUGGAUACAUAAGGUAACGUGCGCUUCACUGGUUCAACGUUCAGUUGCAGGGCGGGGACACGUGGCGCCCCCCCGUGGCCCCGCCGUUGUCCGCAUUUAGUUUAGUACAAGGGAAAAAGACGCAUUUAUGUUACGGUACAAACGCUUCGUGACUCCCCAUGUGUGUAGGUUUUAAAGUAUUUGUCUUUCGACAAAAAAUGUCCAACACUUAACCCUUUACGAGCUUCUCGACAAAAUCGGCUUAAAUGUAUAUUAGGCACAGAGUUAUUUGAGAAAUAAAUAGAUGUACGAUAUUAUACACAUUAUACAGAUGGUAUCGAUUUAGGAUCAGCUACUAUAUAAUGAACUAUAUUAAUUAUAUAUAUAUUUUGAAUGCGUUAAGGGAUUUUUACUAACAAUUAGGUACUAAGUGGCUAUGUGUUAGUGACGCUCGCGACCUCUGGCGGAUGGCAAACGAAGACGUCGUGUAGACCUAAGUAUAGGUAGGAUCUGUUCUAUGUUCUGUCCUGCUCGCACGCGCGGCGCUGGCUCGCUCUGUCUCUCUCGGACGUUGCAUAUCAAGGACCGUUUGCCAUAUUAGCAUAGUUGUGUGUAAGAAGGACUGUAAGCAAUGUUGUGGACAUAAUCAUCGGUGUAACUGUAGUGACGUCACGUGCUGUUUCUCUUCUCUUGUGUUGGGUGUGGCGUGUCCAGCCCCGCCCGGGGCAGCGACCAGCGUGGCCGGCACUUGUUGACUUUCUAAAUUAUUUCGUUAGUAGAUGAACAAUUUUAGUGCCAUUUUUUAUUUCGUACAACGAUUUGUUUCGCCGGACAGUUGUUCGUUGCCCCCUGUAUAGUUUGUUGAUGUCCACCUGACAACCGUCCAGUCCCCCCUCCUCCCUUACUAGUAAGAUCUGAACAGUUCGAGUAUUACUCGUAACUCCGCACAAAGCAGUCCCCCCCCCCCGACCACCCCUCCCCCCCACACGCCGUGUGUCCCGAACUAUCCUGAGGUAGCUACUUUAUUUUCUUUUGUUUUAACUUUUUACUAUUUUAUUGUAAUACGUUUUUUUUAUUUUUUUUCUUUUUGUAUUAUCUCGGUAUUAUUACUAUAUAAUUAGGGAACUUCUUUGAUGUAUGAAUUAUUAUAUUUUAGCUAAAAAUAAAGUUGGUUUAAAAUAUU
Molecule: messenger RNA, 5424 nt
Organism: Spodoptera litura
Lineage: Eukaryota; Metazoa; Arthropoda; Insecta; Lepidoptera; Noctuidae
Gene: Cals
Product: calsyntenin 1
Biological process (GO): homophilic cell-cell adhesion; positive regulation of synaptic transmission; positive regulation of synapse assembly
Cellular component (GO): postsynaptic membrane; cell surface
Molecular function (GO): calcium ion binding
Source: RefSeq, a predicted model, not a curated record